GAUACGUCACAGUUUAUAAAGCCGCGCCUGUGCGACCACAAGCCACAGCCGUGAAGAAGCCAAACUCACGGCCAUAGUGAGCCUUCACAUUUUUGUUGGAUUGCACCAUGGGUGUUACUUACUUCCUCUUUCUGAGCCUUUGCCUUGGCGUCGCAACUCAAGCUCAAGACUGCUCCCGACCUGUAGGAGGAGACAACAUGGGUUUGAAGGGCAACGACAUUCUCUUGGAUACAUUUGCAGAUCAGAUCAAAGUUACUUUUACUUGUGAUGUUGGCUACACCUCUGCAGGAGGGUCUCCAUCCAUUACUUGUACCGCUGGCGAGUGGAGUCCUUUGCGGCUGACAUGUGAAAGGAAAAACUGUGGCACUGUUGGAGAAGUGGCAAAUGGACACAUUGAAUACCCUGACGGGACGCAGUUCGGCGAUAAAUACGUGGUCAUUUGUGACACUGGUUACAAUCGGGUGGGACAAGCUUCAAACAUCUGUGGAUCUGAAAGCGUCUGGUAUGGCAGGUUGCCUGUAUGCGAAGUGACGACUUGUGAUCCGCCGCCGGCUGUAGUGAACGGCAUCUUCAGUCCAAUCAAAGAAGUCUAUGACUACAGAGAAGUUAUACAGUACUCUUGUCUCAAUGACAUUACGCUCCAUGGAUCGAAAACAAGAUCGUGUUCGAGCGAUGGCACGUUUGAGCCUGCUCCCCCGACAUGCAAAAUUGUUCUAUGUGAAGAACCUAAUAUUCCAGGAGGCAACUGGUACGAGGGUUCUCGACCGCCCUACAGGUACAUGUCUACGGUGACGUACAGGUGCAAAUCUGGCUUUACUAUGAAAGGAGAGGCCACCAUAGUCUGCGGAAUAGAUGAUCAGUGGUCACCUGCACUUCCAACAUGUCAACAAAUCAUAAUCCCACCUAAAGUCACCACCACCACCGCCACCGCCACCACCACCACACGCACCCAGAGACCGACAGCGGCGCCGUCUCCCUCCACACAUGCAGCUCACACUACUGCUCCGUCAUCUCCUCCCGGCCCCCCGGCCCCCCCCGGCAAUGAUGGAAAUGCCUUGGCUAUCGGGUUGGGUCUUGGUUUGACGGCCGUAAUAGCUCUCCUGGCGCUCUGCGGAUGCCAUUACUUUGGACUCCUGGAAUCCUUCAAGGAAAAGCGACGCUCUCGGAGAGGCAUUCCUGACACUGUGGUUCCAAAAGAUGGAGAGGAGUUAGCGCUCUCGUAAACGUUGCAGUCCUGUUGGUCCAACAUUACUGGAUGUGAAGCUGCGCAGCUGAGAGGAGGAACGCCACCGGAGAAGUGUUUGAAUGUUUCACGUGGCGCAGACUUACAGAAGGAUUACUUUCUGCUCGCCGGUCUGACGUUCAGAGAAGCUCAGUCUUUAGCUUACGCUUGAAGCGCUUCCUUUCACAAUAAUUUCAAUCGUUUUAAACUCGUAACCACUUUUUUUUAUUCUGCAUAAUUGGAUCCCGUGAUGUCCGGGAGGCCUUCCCUCUGCAACGACACAACUGUUUGUGUGCUGUAAUUAUGAAGGAGUCAGAUUCCACGUAGACAUUUUUGCACUAUAGCGCAGCGCACGACUUUUAUAACUACAGCGACGGUCGAAAACAAGCAAAAUCAUUAGAACGUUUGCCUGCUCGACUUUAAAUAUAGCUCUUAGGAUUAUUUAUGUUUAGACUUCAGAAACAUUGAAAGGUGUCGCUGUUUGAGGCCGAAGAACAUUUGUGUGACUGAAAUGAUUUGUGUAAAAGAAAAUAAAGUAGUUAUUUAACCGCCUAACGAUGGAUCUGUAGUCCGUAACGCGGGCCUGAACAUCAGAUCCCUACGCCUUAAUGUUCAAAGCCAAGUGUCUUAGCUUGUUGUCAGUCGCUUACCUGAGCUUAGUUUUUAUGCUAAAUAAUUAGCAUGUUGUGUUUGUGCCAAGACGCUUCACCAAGUUAAGUUAAAUGGGUUCCCUGACAAAGAAAUAAAUAUUAAUUUUGAUUAAUAAAGAUUGUAUUUUUCCCUCCAUUUGUUGAUAAGAGAGAAGCCAACUUUGAGAGUUGUGUCUGUCGUUACGUAAAGAUGUAUUAUCUGUGAUUUAUGAAUGUUUUGCACCUUUUCUGUAUUUAUUAAACACAAAUUUGUGCCACAACAUAUUAAUUUUAUGUUUUCAAUGCAGGCUUUUAGUUUGACACUGUCUCAGUAAUCUAAUGAAAUAAACUGCUUUCUUUAUAUACUUUAGCAUUUUACUCUAAUUCACACAUUCAUUCUCACGGUGUGAGCCACAGCUGUUCUUAAUGUGCAUACAUACAAUGUGUGUCUUUCACAAAAUAUUUCAACUAUACUAUGACUUCUCAAAAUGAUAUAAUUAAAACCUUUAUUAGUUACCAAUAUUCCUAAUAAAGAAGUUUGUCUAAUCACAUCAUGGAGCACUAGGCCCACAAUAUACACAUCAAGAGAUGUGUUAUAUAGCUCAAAGUACAUAUUCAUAACAAUACAUAUUUCCUUGAAACAUUUGAACAUGAUAUACUCUGACACGUCACGUUCCUCACAUCUGCUCGGAGAUCCAGGACUCGUUCUGUUCCAUGUCUGCAUACAUGAAGUUUCUGUUCUGUAUCUCUGUUGCCAUGUUUAUCUGUUGCUACCUUGUGUUGCUGUGUUGUUUAUCUGUGUUGUGUACCAGCUGUGAAAACAAAUAUCCCCUUGAAAAAUAAAUCUAAAUCUAAAUCUGA
Messenger RNA from Cottoperca gobio, 2712 nucleotides. RefSeq names its product membrane cofactor protein-like. Lineage: Eukaryota; Metazoa; Chordata; Actinopteri; Perciformes; Bovichtidae. The record is from RefSeq and is a predicted model, not a curated record.